Molecule: messenger RNA, 705 nt
Organism: Toxorhynchites rutilus septentrionalis
Lineage: Eukaryota; Metazoa; Arthropoda; Insecta; Diptera; Culicidae
Product: 5-hydroxyisourate hydrolase
Exons: 3
Coding region: 202-552 (116 amino acids)
Biological process (GO): purine nucleobase metabolic process
Molecular function (GO): hydroxyisourate hydrolase activity
Source: RefSeq, a predicted model, not a curated record
CAAUUGUAGUGCACUAGAUAAAGUACAACAAGCGCGAGGAUCGGUUCACCCAAGAAACAAACACACUCAAACGAACUUAUCAACCAGUCAAAAUUAUCACUGUAAACCCAAGAUUCAGCGCCGUCUUAUCUGCGGAGAAGUUAUUCGGCAUUCAUCUGGAUCGGUGGUAGAUUUUUUUCCCGGAGAUUUAAAACCACCAAUAUGGGACUGUCAACGCACAUUCUGGACACAAGCCGAGGAAAACCAGCGGCCAACGUAGGAAUCAGCCUGUUUCGCCGAACCAACGGUGCAGAAUCGUGGCAGAGAGUUGGACAGGAGGGCUUAACCGAUAGUGAUGGGAGAUAUAAAGGAUUUUUCGUUGGCGGUGAACAUGUUUUUGUGAAUGGAGUUUACAAAUUACGUUUUGAAGUAGGACUCUAUUACGAACAGCUGAAAAUCGAUACGUUGUACCCUUACGUCGAGAUUGCAUUUGAAAUUAAAGACACGGAACAACAUUACCACAUUCCAUUGCUUCUGAAUCCAUACGGGUAUUCAACCUAUAGAGGGUCAUGAAAUGAUAGAGAAAGAUCAUCAAUUUAUUGAAAAAUAUAAUAAUAUAACAUUGUUUUCAUAAACUGCAAUUCAGACUCAAAAUAAACGUUUCCCUGGCACGAAAUUUUGCCGACGUCCUGCAGCUCUUUGGUGGGACAAAGAGUGCUCGUUAAA